AUCCCUCUAAUUUCCAUUUUGUUGAUCUCCCACAUACUUUAUAUAAAUAUAUAUAGCCAUUGAUGCGUGGCAUAGAAGAGGCACGAGGAGAUAUCUCAGAAAUAUUACGUUCGUUUUGUAGAGAGAGAGAGGAAUUAAAGAUGGGAUUUUUGUGGAGGGUUUUGGUUUUGGCUGCGGUUCUGGCGGCGGCGGAGGCACAAUUGGCAGAGAACUUCUACUCCUCGACUUGCCCAAAUGUGGAGCAAAUCGUCAAACAAGCUGUUCAAACCAAGUUUUCUCAAACUUUUGUCACCAUUCCUGCAACUUUGCGACUCUUCUUCCAUGAUUGCUUUGUCGAGGGAUGUGAUGCUUCGGUGUUGAUAGCAUCCCCAAAUGGGGAUGCAGAGAAGGAUGCUCAAGACAAUCUUUCAUUGGCAGGAGAUGGUUUUGACACCGUUGUUAAAGCUAAAGAAGCUGUUGAAGCCUCUUGCCCUGGCAUCGUCUCUUGCGCUGACAUUCUAGCUCUUGCAACUAGAGACGUCGUCGUGUUGGCCGGAGGCCCAGAUUACAGCGUUGAACUGGGCCGUCGAGAUGGGCUGGUUUCGGAAGCCUCACGAGUGGCCGGAAACCUGCCGGAGCCGUCGUUCGAUCUGGACCAACUGACGACCAUGUUCGCCGGACACAACCUGAGCCAGGUGGACAUGAUAGCGCUGUCGGGGGCCCACACGGUGGGGUUCUCCCACUGCAACCGUUUCGCGAACCGGCUGUACUCGUUCUCGCCGUCGUCGCCGGUGGACCCGUCGCUGGACCCGACUUACGCCCAGGAGCUGAUGCAGGCUUGUCCCCAGAACGCGGACCCCAGCAUUGCCAUAAACAUGGAUCCUCAGACCCCACGAAUCUUCGACAACGUGUACUACCAGAAUCUGGCCGCUGGCAAGGGCCUCUUCACCUCCGACCAGAUUCUGUUCACGGAAUCCGAAUCUCAGACCACCGUCACCGGCUUUGCCAACAACGGGGCGGAGUUUAAUGCGGCGUUCGUCACGGCGAUGACCAAGAUGGGUCGGGUCGGGGUCAAGACGGGCCAGGCUGGCGAAAUUCGAAUCGAUUGCAGCGCCUUUAAUUAAUUAAUUAAUUAAUGGAGAUUGUUACCGGAUUUGGAUUUGCAGCACUUUGCAUAUUAUAUUCUGCUGCUCCAAUCUCCAUCGUUGUGUAAGAUAUAUAUAAUUACCUCGGAAAAAAAAAUGAAACAAAGUUCUGCCCUUUGUUCCUAAUUUAUGCAUUUCCCAAAUAAUGGUGAGUUGUAAGCUUCAAAUUUGUCUGUCCAAAUAAUAAUAUUUGUUGGUAUAA
Molecule: messenger RNA, 1326 nt
Organism: Momordica charantia (bitter melon)
Lineage: Eukaryota; Viridiplantae; Streptophyta; Magnoliopsida; Cucurbitales; Cucurbitaceae
Product: Peroxidase superfamily protein
Biological process (GO): response to oxidative stress; hydrogen peroxide catabolic process
Molecular function (GO): heme binding; peroxidase activity
Source: RefSeq, a predicted model, not a curated record